Messenger RNA from Canis lupus familiaris (dog), 1614 nucleotides. RefSeq names its product solute carrier family 35 member G2 (gene SLC35G2). NCBI's taxonomy places the organism in Eukaryota, Metazoa, Chordata, Mammalia, Carnivora, Canidae. Gene Ontology annotation, cellular component: plasma membrane. The coding region runs from base 193 to 1431 and encodes 412 amino acids. The record is from RefSeq and is a predicted model, not a curated record. The transcript is spliced from 2 exons.
UCCGCGCCCGCGGCGCCCCCUCCACGCCCCGCCUGGCGGCCUCGGCAGCCCUGGCCGCCAAUUCUCCGGCGAAGCCCACGGCGGCCACGAUCCGCUUAACAGCUGGACCCGGCGCGUGGCGGCGAGCAUUCCCGGCCAGAGGGUCCCGCGCACCUUCCUCGCGGUGACGCACAGAAUUGAUUAUCUGAAGAAAUGGAUACUUCUCCCUCCAAAAAAUAUCCAGUUAAAAAACGGGUGAAAAUACAUCCCAACACGGUGAUGGUGAAAUAUACUUCUCAUUAUCCCCAGCCUGGGGAUGAUGGAUAUGAAGAAAUCAAUGAAGACUAUGGAAAUUUUAUGGAAGAAAAUCCAAAGAAAGGCCUGCUGAGUGAAAUGAAAAGAAAAGGAAGAACUUUCUUUGGAACCAUGGACACUCGACCUCCACUAACAGAAGACCCAAUGACCAAUGAUAUUGGACAAUUCCAGAGCUUUGCAGAAAAAAAUAUUUUUCAAUCCAGAAAAAUGUGGAUAGUGCUGUUUGGAUCUGCUUUGGCUCAUGGAUGUGUAGCUCUUAUCACUAGGCUUGUUUCUGAUCGUUCUAAAGUUCCAUCUUUAGAGUUGAUUUUUAUCCGUUCUGUCUUGCAGGUCUUAUCUGUGUUAGUUGUGUGUUACUACCAGGAGGCCCCCUUUGGACCCAGUGGAUACAGAUUACGACUCUUCUUUUAUGGUGUAUGCAAUGUUAUCUCUAUCACCUGUGCUUAUACAUCAUUUUCAAUAGUUCCUCCCAGCAAUGGGACCACUAUGUGGAGAGCUACAACCACAGUUUUCAGUGCCAUUUUGGCUUUUUUACUUGUAGAUGAGAAAAUGGCUUAUGUUGACAUGGCUACAGUUGUUUGCAGCAUCUUAGGUGUUUGUCUUGUCAUGAUCCCCAACAUUGUUGAUGAAGACAAUUCUUUAUUAAAUGCCUGGAAAGAAGCCUUUGGGUACACUAUGACAGUGAUGGCUGGACUGACCACUGCUCUUUCUAUGAUAGUGUACAGAUCUAUUAAAGAAAAGAUCAGCAUGUGGACUGCACUGUUUACCUUUGGUUGGACUGGGACAAUCUGGGGAAUAUCUACUAUGUUUGUUCUUCAAGAACCCAUCAUCCCAUUAGAUGGAGAAACCUGGAGCUAUCUCAUUGCCAUAUGCGUCUGUUCCACUGCUGCAUUCUUAGGAGUUUACUAUGCCUUGGACAAAUUCCAUCCAGCUUUGGUCAGCACAGUACAACACCUAGAGAUUGUAGUAGCUAUGGUCUUGCAGCUUCUAGUGUUACACAUAUUUCCGAGUGUCUAUGAUGUUUUUGGAGGGGUAAUUAUUAUGAUUAGUGUUUUUGUCCUUGCUGGUUAUAAACUUUAUUGGAGGAAUUUAAGAAGGCAGGAUUAUCAGGAAAUACUAGACUCUCCCAUUAAAUGAAUGCUUGAUUAUUAUCUUGUUAACAUUUAGUUAUUAAUAGGUACACUGCCAUUUUAAUGUUUACCUAUAAAUGUCUUGUGUUGUAUAAUUGACAGAGUGCUAUAUAAUAUAUAAUUAUGCAGAUGUAGACAUUUGUUCUACUCUAAUAUGUUAAAAAACAAAUAUUAAAUAUGUGAAACAUGA